AUGCUGGUGACUGGAGAACUGAUGAAUACCGCGGCCUAUGCAUUCGCUCCCGCCGUGCUGGUAACGCCGCUUGGAGCGUUGAGCGUGCUCGUUGGUGCCAUGAUGGGCUCGUAUUUCCUCAGGGAAGAGAUCAAUGUGCUCGGAAAACUCGGGUGUGCUGCCUGUCUUCUAGGCUCAGUGUUGUUGGUGCUCCAUGCACCCGGCGACAAGGAAAUCGAGACUAUUGAUGAGAUCCUGCAUCUGGCAAUUCAACCAUGUCAGCAACCCUUCCCGGAGUUGGAUUAUGAACCUACUGACACAUCUCUAGUCUUUCUUCUCUACUGUGUUUCCGUUGCAAUAAUUGCCAUUUACAUCAUCUGGAAAGUCGCGCCGGUCCAGGGGCGAACAAACCCGCUGGUUUAUAUCUCGAUUUGCUCUUCGGUCGGAUCCAUAUCCGUUAUGUCGGUCAAGGCGUUUGGGAUUGCAGUCAAGCUCACCGCGGGUGGCGACAACCAAUUCACCCAUGCCUCGACUUAUGUCUUCGCGUUGGUCCUGGUAGUGACCACCCUGACUCAGAUGAACUACUUGAAUAAGGCAAUGGGCCAAUUCCCUGCAUCGCUAGUAAACGCGAUGUACUAUGUUGGUUUUACAACGUGUACCCUCUCCGCCUCCAUUAUCUUCUACCAAGGACUGAACACUAGCAACUGGACGAGCAUCAUCUCAAUGAUAUGUGGAUUUCUACUCAAUUUCACGGGUAUCUCCCUCUUGACAUUGUCCAAGACUGCGUCUCCCAGUGAAAAGGGUAUGGACUCAGUGCGAGGGUUUAACACUCAGUCACUAGAGCUCUCCCACGGACGAUACUCGCACGUACGAACAAGUAGCGUGGAAAUCGAACAAGCCCUUGGAAGACGGGUUUCCGGAGUCCAACCAUGA
Penicillium verrucosum is the source of this 912-nucleotide messenger RNA. RefSeq lists its product as uncharacterized. The record is from RefSeq and is a predicted model, not a curated record. Gene Ontology annotation, molecular function: magnesium ion transmembrane transporter activity. Gene Ontology annotation, biological process: magnesium ion transport. The transcript is spliced from 4 exons. Gene Ontology annotation, cellular component: membrane. NCBI's taxonomy places the organism in Eukaryota, Fungi, Ascomycota, Eurotiomycetes, Eurotiales, Aspergillaceae. The coding region runs from base 1 to 912 and encodes 303 amino acids.